This is a messenger RNA of Scylla paramamosain (green mud crab), 3506 nucleotides long. RefSeq names its product toll-like receptor 13. Gene Ontology annotation, cellular component: extracellular matrix. The record is from RefSeq and is a predicted model, not a curated record. Bases 386 to 3007 code for a protein of 873 amino acids. Gene Ontology annotation, molecular function: protein binding. The transcript has 5 exons. Lineage: Eukaryota; Metazoa; Arthropoda; Malacostraca; Decapoda; Portunidae.
UGUACCCUCACUGGGCGGCCACAAACGAGGGGAAGGCGGGACAAGCUGCUCGUCGCACUCCUCACACCCACUCCACUCGGGCGACUAACUGUACGCAGGCAAUUUAGAAAUAAGAAAAAAGUGGUCAGGUUCAUAAAAUAUACGUCUGAGUCACUAAUCUCUCACUAGCAAACGAGAGAAAAUGGAGAGGUUAUUGAGUGCUUGAAUAUUUGUGAUUUUUGUUGUCCGCUUGGUUAUUACAUCAGGGAGUGGUCUUUGAUAAAUAGAACUGGGUUGAUUAAAGCUAGGGAGUGAUAUUGACUGGCAGAUACUGGAAGUUUGUGUUGGGGAAGGAGAACAGCGGGACCUCAGCGACCAGUGAGCCAGCGGGUGCGAGGAAAGGAGCAUGCAGGCUUUGGCGUGCUUCGUGCUACUGGGUGUGGUGGCCUUCGGGGCCGCAGUGCCUAUGGGGUGCCCGCGGGAGUGCACCUGUCAAGAGGCGCCACUUAGAGCUGCGUCCUUCGUGCUCACCUGGAUGACGUCAUGGGGAGAGGAUGACCUGCCGGAAAUCCACCCCAACGAGGUUGGCGAACCUGGUGACCUUGUCAACUCCCAGACGGCGGCCAGCGCAGGCGUUGACGUGGACGUGGUAGGACUCCACGCCACUUGUGCCCUUACACGAGACACCAACCUCACCUCCCUCCUGCACGCCCUGCCCUCCAGCAGCAUGGUAUUGACGCUACUACAGGCAGCGGGAAGCGACCUGACGGUGGUGGAGGCGCAUCACUUGAGACCUUUGGCGAAGCUACAGGCGCUGCAUCUCCAAGGCUACGCUAGACGAGAGACGGUGCAGGUCUCUGGCUACUUCUCCAAUCGAGUGGAGGAGAUGGUGGAGCACAAAAAACUGUCAGCGAAGGAGGAGGAAGAAAAGGAACAGGAUUUGCGGUUGGCCCUGUCUGAGGAUGCCCUGACUCCUCUAGCAGGUCUGCAGCUACUUGACCUGCAAUACGUCCGCCUGGUGGCCGCCGUGGAGGGUGGGCGGCUGAGGAGGGACAUCGAGCCGCUCUCCACCACCACUGUGCUUGACAUGCACCUGCCACACUUCCUUGCCAUAGCUAAACAACUGGAAGAUUUAGAUAUUCCUUCAGAGGUGUUGUCGAAGCUGCCACUGCCGCCGUCGACUGAUGAAGAAAGUUCGGAAGUAGAUAUUGUGGUGCUGGAAGAGGCUUCGGACGAAGUGGUGCCUUAUGACGUGUUCAAGACAGAAAACAAAGUGGUUCUAGCUCCCUUCUUGGGUCAGACCAACCUGAAAUAUCUCCGUCUGGCUCACGCAAAGCUGGAUCGAGUGGGACCUGAACUGUUGACGGGGCUCUCUGGCCUCCAUACCCUCACACUUGAGCACAACCACAUCAAGGUGCUUCCCGCUGCCAUGUUUGCCCCCACCCCGCACCUGCACCACCUCUCCCUGGCUCACAACAACAUCCUCACACUGGAGGGAGACAGUCUGGCAGGCCUCGAUGAACUGCUCACCCUUGACCUCGACAGCAACAAACUAGACAGGAUCGGACCCGGCAGCUUUCCACGCCUCCCGAACAUAGCUACUCUUCGACUCCUUGAAAACCCCAUUGAACACGUGUUCCCAUUCACUUUCACAAGUGUAAACUCCACGGAAACGCUGUUGUUAGGCGCCCGGGAUGUAGCCGCCGAGAUUCACGUGGAUACAUUCAGAGAGCUCAUUAACUUGAAGGUCCUCCAGAUUGAGAACACCUCCUUGCCCUCGCUGAGUCGCGCCCUGCUUGAAGGCAUGCCUACCCUCAGAGAACUGACUAUUCACGGCCAUGUCCCUUCCAUUGACUUCGACGCCUUCACGUCCACCCCUGACCUUGACUCCCUGAACCUGGAUCAUUGUCAUCUGACGAAAUUGUCGCUCGAUGCCUUCUUCGGCCUUAAUAAACUGCGUUACCUCGACUUGAGCCACAACGACCUGAAUGAGCUUUCUCCUGGAACUUUCGACCACUUGGCCAGCCUGAGGGAGCUGUAUCUAAAUAACAACAACUUAACCACCCUGCCACCUGCCAUCUUCCUUCCUUUGCCCGCCAAGCUCAUCCAAGUGCACCAAAACCCGUGGCACUGCACCUGCGACCUUCUACAGAUGCGGCCCGCGCUAACAAAUAAGGUGCGGGCGAGGGGCUACACCACAUGUCGCUUCUUAGAGCGCUCGGGAAUGGUGUGCAGCCAGCCAGACCCUCCUCGCCUCCGCUACGAUUCCAGAGUAGCUCCACUCUGUGCCACACCUGAACAUCACCGCCACAGAAGUGUCUUCAAGGUCACCGCCCGCCGCCUCAAGUGUCCAAGGCAUGUGUGGGACCCGCGGCCGCCACUGCGCCCCACCCCCAGUCUUCCAGUUGAGAUACCAGAGCCAAAAGUGAACCUUGUAAAGUUGGAAACUUCAGUUAUGAUGGAAGAACGCAGUUGGAUUCCGCUCAUUGACUUCUCUGCUCCUCCCCACGAAGCAAAGGAUUUGUUAGAGAUCGCAGAAGCUGAGAUGCCCGAGGGUGCUUACGCUCCACUCCCCGAGGAGGACGUGGUGGUGGAGGAGGUGGAGGUAGAGGUAGCGGUGGACGAGGAGACGGAGGAGAGGGGAGAGGAGGAAGAAGAACAAGAACAAGAACAAGCAGUGGAGAUUAUCGAGGAAACUGAGGUAAGCGAGAGAGAGGACAAUGAGGACGUUCUGACAGGAGACGAAGAUCUACAUCCCUUCGACGUGACCGCGAGGUUUGUCAGAAGGCAACAGGAGAGGUACAGGCAGGAGAAACAUGCGAUGAAGAGACAAAUAGCAGAGGAGCAGAAGAGGCGACUUGAAGCCCUACACGCCCUCAAACAAAGACACUGGAGAAGACUGGCGGACGAUAAACGAAAGUUCAAGGCACAAAUGGCAGCAGAGCGACAGAGGCAAAUGGAGAACAGGGAAAGUGCAAUGAAGGAAUUCGUGAAGGAACAACAGUUACGUGCUAUAGAGAUAGUUUAAUGGCUUCACACCGGUCCCCUUUUAAUCGUACACCUGUCAUGGACCACUCAUCUAUCGGCCCACUUACAAAGCAAUUAAUAUGUCAUCAAAACACAACCUCUUUCUACCUUCUUCCAGCUUACUUCCUUUCAGGAACUUCCUUUCAUUUUUUCCACUCCGCUUUUUUUCAUCUUAUAUCGAAAACGAGGAAUACUCAUCUUUUGUUACUAUAUCUAUGUAUAUUGUAGAGAAUAUUUUUGAAAUGUUAUGAACCUAUGAUGUAAAUCGCGUUUUCGUCGAGCAGUAGUACACACUGUAAGUCAGAAGUUUAUGACUGGAGAAAAUUCAGUGAACUAAAGAAGUUUACUAUUUUUUGUAUGAAAAAGGAAAAUAUUUUAAUGAUAUAACAACUUUUAUCAGUAAUGCUGUAUAUUAUUAUUUUUUUUUUAAGUAUGAUGGGAAAUAUAAGUUAGCUAGUGGGAUAUUUUUGCACAUUUGGUCGUAAUAAAAACUAAUAAGA